Anthostomella pinea is the source of this 450-nucleotide messenger RNA. Lineage: Eukaryota; Fungi; Ascomycota; Sordariomycetes; Xylariales; Xylariaceae. The record is from the annotation of a GenBank genome assembly.
AUGCAGGAUCCUGCAACGCAUAAAGAGCGCGAGAAGAUCUGUAAUCACUGCGUCAUGUAUUGCAUUCGGCAAAUAGACAUUUGCUAUGGGGGCCCCUUUGGUGUCAGAACGGGGCUGGUGGAACAGCGGCGGCCAAGAGAGGAAGCCCUCGCGAGGAUUGACAACAUCGAGGAGAACGAUGACGUCGACGAUGUCCCUCUGAUGUCCGAGGGUACUGCAGCGGAUGCCACCAUCAGCCGUGACGUUAGACAGUCAAUAGUCCUUGACGGCGAAGGCGAAGGUCAUGAAGAAAUACCUCUCAUCCAUCAGGCACCAGAAGCAAUGAUCUCAAGAGGCUUUGGAGAGACAAUCAUCCUCGAUGAGGAGGAGGUGUUUGUUCCCAAGGAACAGCCUACCGUGGCUGCCCAGCAUCGUUCCAAGGACCAAGAUUGGUACGACCAACAGUGGUGA